This is a messenger RNA of Procambarus clarkii (red swamp crayfish), 1118 nucleotides long. RefSeq names its product translocase of inner membrane 9 (gene Tim9a). NCBI's taxonomy places the organism in Eukaryota, Metazoa, Arthropoda, Malacostraca, Decapoda, Cambaridae. The record is from RefSeq and is a predicted model, not a curated record.
CAGUGUUGACUCGUUUCUUGUAAUCUUUGGCUGGCAAUGGCUCGAGUCUCAUGAACCCCGAGUAUGCAACUGAGCCUAUAAACAACUUUCCUUAUUCCAUGUGAGUUUCGUCUGCUUCGCUUCAUCGUUUCCUACACGGUGUGUUCCUCGCCUCACAACCAACAACAACAUAUACGGUGGUAUUGAUCACUGCACUGCACAACGUGCCUAUAGGUGUUUGACGGGUGGUGCGCAACGCGCCUCAGGACCUCUUGUAGGUAUAGCGCUAUGAACAGCAACAAUGGCCACUAUGGAUAUAUCAGCAAUGAGCGAACAGAUCCAAGCAGAAGUACAAGUUAAGCAAUUUCGGGAUUUCCUUGUACAAUACAACAAACUUAGUGAAAAUUGUUUUAAUGACUGUGUCUGGGACUUCACGUCUCGAAAUAUUAGAGGUUCCGAAGACAACUGCGUCCAAAAUUGUGUUGAAAAGUAUACAAAGGUAACUCAGCGUAUAUCAGAGAGGUUCCAGGAACUGCAAAUGUUAAUGAAUGAAAAUGCAUUAGCAGCAACACAAAAACUGGGAAAGCUACCUGGUGUAUAGAAUUAAUUUUAUUAUAGAUAUUUAUCUUCAAUUGAUUUUUUAGCUUUUAUAUUGCAUUUUUUUCCAAUAGUGAAAGCUUUAGAAACGGGACAUGAUCUCUUAAACAGAUGGGAAGCAAGAGGAGUGUAGUUCUGUAGCUACACAGAUACUGUACUUUAUAUCAAAAGUAAGUUUUGAGAAUUAACUCUAUAUUGUAGUUGAAAGUCCAAUUAGCUAUAUUUGUAAAUACACCAUGCCAAAUACCGUAGAUGGAAUUAAUAGUUUGUUAUUGAAAAUUAUCUGGCAUUUUAUUAGUACUGAAAAUGGAAGGUAUGAAGGAAAAAUUAACUUUGGCACACUUGCAGAUAAAGAUUGGGCCAAGACAAAUACUACCAUGUAAUGAAUGCAUUGAUAUGCACAGUAUUAAAUAUACAAUGGCUGAUGCUUCAGCACUUUUAAAUUAAAUUUUUUCUACAAUCAAUUUUUUUUUUAAUUUUUGUCCAUAUUCCUAUGUAUGUAUAUUGUGGCAUAAGUGUAAAUAAACAGGCAUCUACAGAAA